GGCUCGUUCCCCGCUGUUGCUGCACUGAACCAACUUCGCUCCACGAGACACCAUGCGUCCAGCUCGUGAAAGCCAUGGUUUUUGAACGAGCUCACGCUGGCAAGGCAUGCACUCUUUGGAUUCGCUGAUUCAGAAAUGCACCUCUCUCCCCCGCAUCAAGCAGCUCCAAGCCCAUCUGUUGAUCACUGGCCAGUUCCAGUCGACGAACGCCCGCACGAAGCUCGUCGAGCUCUGCGCAAUUUCGCCUUCCGGCGACCUCUCUUUCGCGACCCGCGUUUUCUACUGCAUCCAUCGCCCCUCCACGAACGACUUCAACGCCAUUCUCAGGGGCAUCGCCCAGAGCCCGGAACCCGCCAAUGCCGUUUCUUGGUAUCGCUCCAUGUUGCGCGACUCUCGCAGGGUCGACGCGCUCUCUUGCUCCUUCGCGUUGAAGGCUUGCGCGCGCGCUCUCGCGAUCUCCGAGGCCAUUCAGCUGCAUUCCCAAGUGGUGCGUUUCGGCUUUUGUGCGGACGUGCUGUUGCGGACGACUCUGCUCGACGUGUAUGCGAAGGGUGGCCAUCUCGAUGCUGCGGAGAAGGUGUUCGAUGAAAUGCCUGUGAGAGAUAUUGCCUCGUGGAACGCGUUGAUUUAUGGGCUGGCUCAGGGCCAUCGACCCUCUGAGGCUAUAUCUUUGUAUAAGAGGAUGAAAGAGGAAGGAUUGAAGCCUAAUGAAGUAACGGUUAUUGGUGCUCUCUCCGCGUGCUCGCAGCUGGGAGCCACGCGAGAAGGUGGUAGGGUUCAUGACUACAUAAAGGAGGAGAAGCUUGAUCAGAACGUCCAAGUUUGCAAUGUUGUUAUUGACAUGUAUGCCAAAUGUGGGUUUGUUGAUAAAGCUUAUGAGGUUUUUGAUGGUAUGAGGUCCAGGAAGGGUCUUGUUACAUGGAAUACCAUGAUCAUGGCAUUUGCAAUGCAGGGUGAUGGAUAUAAAGCUAUUGAGCUUUUCAAGCAGAUGGGUCAAGCUGGGGUUGAACCUGAUGCAGUAUCAUUCCUUGCUGCUUUAUGCGCGUGCAACCAUGCGGGGUUGGUGGAAGAGGGGGUUAGGUUGUUUGAUUCAAUGAAGGAAUGUGGAGUAGUUCCAAAUGUGAAGCAUUAUGGUACAGUUGUUGAUUUGUUGGGCCGAGCUGGACGUAUUAGAGAGGCAUAUGACAUUAUAACAUCUAUGCCGAUGAUGCCGGAUGUGGUAUUCUGGCAGAGUUUGCUUGGUGCUUGCAAGACUUAUGGAAAUGUGGAGAUGGCAGAGAUUGCCUCACGGCACCUUCUAGAGUUGGGGUCCAGCGGUUGCGGUGACUUCGUGUUAUUGUCCAAUAUCUAUGCAGCUCGUGCAAGGUGGGAUGAUGUUGGUAGGGUGAGAGAAGCUAUGAAAAGUAGGGACAUAAAAAAGGUGCCUGGUUUUAGCUAUAUUGAAGUGGACGGUAAAAUACACAAGUUCAACAAUGGAGACCAAGGCCAUGAAAGUUGGCAAGAGAUAUAUAGGAAGCUAGAGGAAAUUAGAUUCAAGAUUACAGAUCAUGGUUAUGUGGCAGGGACUGAUUUUGUGUUGCAUGACAUUGGUGAUGAGGAGAAAGAGAAUGCCAUAUGUUACCAUAGCGAAAAACUGGCUGUUGCUUUUGGUUUGAUUAGUACAGCUGAGGGGACCCCUAUUCAAGUAAUAAAGAACCUAAGAAUAUGUGGUGAUUGUCAUACUGUGAUAAAGCUUAUAUCGAAGAUAUACGAUAGGGAAAUCAUCGUGCGAGAUCGGUCCAGGUUUCACAGAUUCAGAGAGGGAUCUUGUUCUUGCAGAGACUACUGGUGAAAUUGAUUUGCGGGAGUAGUCAAACUUGAAUUCGUACUAGCCAGUUAAUUGCCAAAGCAUCCAGUGAAAUAUUGAGGAACAGGUUACAAGCUAUGUUUGUAGAAUUUCCAAUCCAAGCUCGAGUUUCAGCAAUAUACGGGAUUAAACCUGGUAUUGCCCUUGCAUGCAAUGGCUGAUUCUUGUGGACAUUCAAGCUGCAAUUUGUGGUGCCUUAUUCCCAUCGCACAAAAAUUAUAAUGCAGCUCAUCUGGAAGUUGUCCAAGAAUAAUGGUC
Rhodamnia argentea is the source of this 2104-nucleotide messenger RNA. Its product is annotated as pentatricopeptide repeat-containing protein At1g34160. The coding region runs from base 107 to 1831 and encodes 574 amino acids. Gene Ontology annotation, molecular function: protein binding; RNA binding; zinc ion binding. Gene Ontology annotation, biological process: RNA modification. NCBI's taxonomy places the organism in Eukaryota, Viridiplantae, Streptophyta, Magnoliopsida, Myrtales, Myrtaceae. The record is from RefSeq and is a predicted model, not a curated record. The transcript has 2 exons.